AUGUAUGCCAUGGUGUGCACAAGACUAGACAUUGCAUAUGUAGUGGGAGUAGUAAGCAGAAGGGGUGAAGUGAAGCUACAUGGUUAUGUAGAUUCAUACUUUGUUGGUGAGGUGGACCAUAGAAGAAGUACUACCGAGUAUGUGUUCAUGGUGGGUAUAACUGCAGUUAGUUGGGUUUUGCAAAUACAGAGGAUUGUAGCGUUAUCUACUACAGAGGCAGAGUAUGUGGUGAUGACAGAGGCUAGCAAGGAGAUGAUUUGGUUACAAGUUGGUCUCAUCCACUUCCAGAGAAAUGUGGGACACCGUAAUGCUGUUGCCAUUGCAGUUCUGAGCAGCCAAAACCCAGGUGUUAUCACUAUUGCAAAUGCAGUGUUUGGGUCUAAACUAGAUAUUUCUAGUGAUAUCCUCGUCAAGGCUUUCCAGUUGGACAAGAAUGUUAUCACUUACAUGCAGUCCAAAUUCUAG
Cornus florida is the source of this 465-nucleotide messenger RNA. RefSeq names its product putative germin-like protein 2-3. Gene Ontology annotation, cellular component: cell wall. The record is from RefSeq and is a predicted model, not a curated record. Gene Ontology annotation, molecular function: manganese ion binding. Bases 1 to 465 code for a protein of 154 amino acids. NCBI's taxonomy places the organism in Eukaryota, Viridiplantae, Streptophyta, Magnoliopsida, Cornales, Cornaceae. The transcript has 3 exons.